AAAAACAUUGUAGGGCAGUGUAAGUGUAUUAUUCAUAAGCAAAAUCGAUCCAAUUUGAUUCCACUGAAAACGUCAUUGUCCCAAUUCUCAAGUUCGUUUUUUUUCCCCAUUUUCCGAUUCUGCAAUGCAAAGGGUGUCUCCAAUUGGGAGAACCAUAGCCUCUAUGGCUCGAAACUUGUGUGACUCUUCCGCACGCUCUUUCUCUGCGGUUCCAGCUGUAGCCGCCACAGUCAAGAAACUGCAUCAACAGGAGAUUCCUGGUGAUUUCCUGAAAUGGGGUUCGAUUGGAUUCUGCAGGACAUCGAGGUUUGCCACCGGGUUCAACCCUCUUCAACCGAAACCGUUGGAUUCUAUUGUAGAUGUCCACAGACUCAAGGAUCGGUACCCUGAAGAUAUUGCUUCUGUUUGGGAUGAUUAUCACAUAGGAAGAGGUCAUAUCGGAGCAUCUAUGAAAGCAAAACUUUAUCACUUACUGGAGCAUAGAGCUUCAGAAUGCCGAUAUUUUGUCAUUCCUUUGUGGAGGGGAAGUGGAUACACAACAAUGUUUGUUCAAGUCCAGACACCACACAUGCUUUUUACAGGUCUUGAAGAUUACAAGGCCAGGGGAACACAAGCAUCUCCCUACUUUACUGUGUCCUAUUACACAGAAUUUGCAGAGAGCAAGGACUUGGUUCUGAUCCGAGGGGAUGUUGUAUUUACCAGUAAGCUUACUGACGCAGAGGCAAAAUGGCUUUUGGAAACUGCUCAGUCUUUUUAUUUGAAUGAUGCAAGGUACAAACUGGUUGAGAGGUUCAACAGAGAAACACGUGAUUUUGAGUUCAAAGAUGUCUUGCAAGUAUUGGACAUGCCUAUUUUAUAACCUUUUAUUAAGUAAAAAACUGCAAAAGUGAAAGGGUUGAUUUGAUGAAGGAUGAAGUUGCUAAUGAAUGAAGGAAGAAGAGUAUGAGAGAAUGUCAUGGGAUUUCAAGAAAUGAGUUUUUUUUUUUUUUUUUUUUUU
Messenger RNA from Cajanus cajan (pigeon pea), 997 nucleotides. Its product is annotated as ATP synthase F1 complex assembly factor. Gene Ontology annotation, cellular component: mitochondrion. The record is from RefSeq and is a predicted model, not a curated record. Gene Ontology annotation, biological process: mitochondrial proton-transporting ATP synthase complex assembly. NCBI's taxonomy places the organism in Eukaryota, Viridiplantae, Streptophyta, Magnoliopsida, Fabales, Fabaceae.